Molecule: messenger RNA, 990 nt
Organism: Sphenostylis stenocarpa
Lineage: Eukaryota; Viridiplantae; Streptophyta; Magnoliopsida; Fabales; Fabaceae
Source: the annotation of a GenBank genome assembly
AUGGCAGCUUUCACCAAUGUGUAUGGAGAAAAUACUGAAGAAAAGACAACACUCCCCCUUCAGAAAGAGAAGUCUUGGGCGCAACCCUAUCCCCUCUACCUAUUUCAAGAUUUUUGGUGCCCAGGAAUUCAUAUCGACGCAGUACAACGUUUCCAACAACACUUUCAGUCAAAGGAGAGUGAUGUCAUUGUUGCUAGUUUUCCAAAAUCAGGAACUAUCUGGAUGAAAGCUCUUGCUUUUGCCAUUUCCAACCACCAACGUUUCUCUUCCUUGGAGGGUCAUCCAUUGCUCACUUCCAAUCCUCAUGAACUUGUGCCUUUCAUGGAAUUUACCUUUGGGCCUGAUGAUAUUCAGGACCAUAUUCUUCGCCUAGCCAACAUGGCUGAGCCAAGAAUUUUUGGCACUCACACUCCAUUCCCUUCCUUACCCAAGUCAAUCAAGGACUCUAAUAUUAAGGUAAUUUAUAUCUGCAGAGACCCUUUUGACAACUUUGUUUCUGCAUGGGCUUACUUCAACAAAAUCAAGCCAGUGUCUUUCCCUCCAGUCUCAAAAGAGGAAGCUUUUGAAAUGUACUGCAACGGGGUUGUUGAUUAUGGUCCAUGGUGGAGUCAUAUGUUAGGCUAUUGGAAUGAGAGUGUAGCCAAACCAAACAAAGUCAUGUUCAUGAAGUACGAGGAUCUUAAAGAGGAUACAAGUUUUCAUGUCAAAAGAAUUGCUGAGUUCUUAGGGGUCCCUUUCACUGAAGAAGAGGAGAGUAGUGGAAUGAUUGAAAACAUAAUCAAGCUUUGCAGUUUCGAAAAGAUGAAGGAUUUGGAAGUGAAUAAAUCUGGGGUGAUUGGUAGAGGAAGCAUUGAGAAAAAAAACUUUUUUCGAAAGGGAGAUAACGGAGACUGGGUAAACCAUUUUUCUCCACCUAUGACAGAAAAAUUAUCCAAAAUAGUUGAUGAAAAAUUAAGUGGUUCGGGUUUAUCAUUUAAGAAACAUUCUUAA